Molecule: messenger RNA, 2937 nt
Organism: Mercurialis annua (annual mercury)
Lineage: Eukaryota; Viridiplantae; Streptophyta; Magnoliopsida; Malpighiales; Euphorbiaceae
Product: transcription factor MYB27-like
Exons: 4
Coding region: 2099-2842 (247 amino acids)
Biological process (GO): regulation of DNA-templated transcription
Cellular component (GO): nucleus
Molecular function (GO): DNA-binding transcription factor activity; sequence-specific DNA binding
Source: RefSeq, a predicted model, not a curated record
UAAGGCGAAUCACUUUGCCAUUUAUCUGUGUGAGUUUUUUUUUUCCUCCACCGCCUUUCUAUUGAUUUGAAGUACGCUUGCAUGUUUAUGGGGUUGAGGAUUUCUUCGUACCUGGAUUCAGGUUAUGAGAGGUUGUUUCAGGGUAGGUUUUUCUUGUGUUCUUUGAUUUCAUAAUUCUUCAAACUUUGAUAAUAAAAAAAAUGUGUGCAUUCGGUUCAAACCGAACCAUAUUGAACUGAUGUUUUCAUUUUAUUUAACUGAAGCUAAUCGGCUUUAUAAGAAUUUCAAAUGUUUCAAUCUGAGCUGAUCAUUUCAGUUGAUUUUUUCGUUUUAAACUUUUUUUCUUACCCUCAAAACUGAAUUUUACCGGAAAAAAAAAAACUAAAUUUUAUUAUAGCAUAGUUUGAUUUUAGCACAUUAUAAAAAUUAUAGGAGAAAUGCAUGCAACAUAUAGUCAUAUAUGUAGAAAUAAAUUUCAAAAUGCUAAUUAACUGGUAGUGAUUUCCAGCAAUAAAGACCAAAAGAAUAUGGGUGAGCAUUUCUUGUGAAGCUGUCAUAUAUCACUUCAUGCCAAUUUACACCCACAUGACUUAAUUUAUAUGUUCUUUAAAUCUAACUAAAAGCUAAUCAAAGAUCUGGAUGAGAUACAGAUUUUGGACUAUCUCAAUCUUUGUCUAAUUUUUUAAAGAAUUGUGGAAUUCAGCAUUAUAAACCUUGAAAUGCAAGACGACUUGCGUAUCAGUAGACAAAACAAUUACAAGCAUUUGAUAACUCUAUUUAUUAAAAUUUUCCAAUCGUCAAAUAAUAUACACUCAAAAGUUUAAUUUUUCUAAUUAAUUUUUUUUUUCUCCGUAACCAAUUACAAGCAACAUUUUCUCGAGAAUGUUUUGAACAAAUUUCUUCUAUGGAGAAAUAGACAAUUUCUAUGUUAAUGAUUUUCAGGUUGUCAACGAUCGACUCUAGACCAUUCAAUCAUAUUUUUCAUACUAUAUCAAAUAAUCACUUAAUUUAAAAGCUCAAACUGUUAGGUGAAGUUCUAACGGUAUUUUCGGCUAUCACAUCAUGCAAAAGAGAAGCUACAUUAUCAUUCUUAUUAGCUAAUCCACUUGGGGAAAAGGAAAUGAAAAUAAUAUUAAAUGUAAAGUGUUAUAAUUAGAAGUACAAGUAGUAGAAAUGAAGGACAAUAUUUGAAAAAUAAAGCCAAAUUUUGUGAUGCAAAAAGGGUAAAAAUAGUAGAAGCCGAAGGUUGUCCUAAUUAAAGACAGAUCUCUCACAUAUGCUUAGUUUGAACUCAUACACAUAAUCCAAAGGUGGAGUUCCCACAAACUAGUGUUAUCCACCUGUGUUGCCAUGUAAGCUUUUCUGGUCAUUCUAUUUCUUUUGGUUUAUGAGAGAAGGGUUAUUUCCAUCCCUAAACUUAUGUUGUCAAAUUAAAUAGAUUCAAUUUGAGCAAUUAUGUCCAUAUAGCUCCAGAAGGAAAAGCCAAAAUUAGGUCAAAUAGAUCUAAAUUUGAAUAGACACUUGAUGGUAUUUUAGCCAGAUUGAAUCAUAUUAAACCUAUAAAAAAAAUCUCAAAAUUAAAACUGAACCCACUAAAAUUUUCAAAAAACUUUACAUUGUUAGAGAGACUUUUUUUUUUAGAAGGUUCAAUUAAAAUUUUGAGAUUUUAAUAUGUUUAAUAUGAUUUCACCUGAUUGACAUGUCAUCAAAUUAACUAUCAAGUCAGGUGACACCUAAUAAAAAAAAUAACGGAGUUAAAAAUUUUAAAAAGAGGGACGACCAAGUUCUUAAAUAAAAGUUUAAGGACAAUUAUAAUACAAAUUAAAGUUUUAAGAAUGAUUAUGAGAGAGAAGAUAGUUCAGGGACAAUUAGUGUAAAUCAUCCAAAAGAAUGAGAAAACUUGGAUCUAAUUAACUUGAAAUUAUAAAGUUUAGAAUCUAUUUGAUCUCAAUAGCAAACAGUAGACCUGAUUAAUUCAGACACAUAAAUUUAUACUAACCGAAAUGACCCUUUUUCGCUUUUUUAAUAACUUUGCACACUUUUGCCACCCUAUAAGAAUGAACAUAACUCACUGAUACGGCCAGUACAACAAACAAUAAUGGCUAGUAAAGUGGGAUCUAAUAUUCAAGGACAAAGUCUGCGUAAAGGGCCUUGGCAUGAGGAAGAAGAUGAGCAAUUAGUCACAUUUAUAACCAUUUUCGGAGAUAGAAAAUGGGACUUCGUUGCAUCUGCUUCUGGCCUAAAAAGGAGCGGCAAGAGUUGCAGACUGCGAUGGCUGAACUAUCUUCGUCCUAAUCUAAAGCGCGGUCACAUUAGUCCUGAAGAAGAACAGAUUAUUAUCCAACUUCAUGAGCUAUGGGGUAACAAGUGGGCGAAAAUUGCUCGAAGAUUGCCCGGAAGAACUGAUAAUGAGAUAAAGAACUAUUGGAGAUGUCAUUUAAGAAAGAAAAUAGAAGCUCAAGAAGGAAGUUAUCAGUGCAAAGUGAACAAUACAAAGAAAGAUUUGCUGUAUCAGAAAAGUGAUACGAGUUCCUGGAAUUCAAACAUGGAAGAAGAAGAAGAAGAAGACUUUAAAUCCGUGAAAGAAAUGGAUAAGAAUUACAACUCGGGGACUACAGAUUCUACCUUGGAGCGAUACGAGUUUUCAGGUUUAACAUGCUUAAAUUCACCAUACGAAUCCAGGAUUUAUGAUUGGAUUUCAGAACUAUCAAGUGAGCAAAAUGGAAUCAAAAGUGAUGGUGAUUGUGGUGGCUUUGGUAACUGUUCUUGUUAUCUCAUGAAAUGGAAUGCUGAAGAUCUUAGCAUUUGGGAUUCCUUAGGCUCAGUUUGGGAUAUGAAUUAACUAUUGAAGCAUUUUCUUUGAUGUGAUAACUGUAAAAUAGAGAUGUUCUUAGCUAAAUGCUAAAUAGCAGCUUGUACAAAUUAAACUGUUCUUUU